Messenger RNA from Arachis ipaensis, 687 nucleotides. NCBI's taxonomy places the organism in Eukaryota, Viridiplantae, Streptophyta, Magnoliopsida, Fabales, Fabaceae. The record is from RefSeq and is a predicted model, not a curated record.
GGGAAAUAGUGGGUGAUGACUGGUGUUCGAGAAGUUUGGAAAGGUUACAAAACAAGAAUCAAGGGAAAGCAUUUUAAGAUAUAUAACAACAUUGAAGAUGUGCUGAAAAAUCGCCCUUUGGAUAUUCCAGAAGUUCAAUUUCGAAAGUUAAUUGCAUAUUGGAGUAUUCCUUCUGUUAAGGCUCUAUCUCGUUUAAAUUCUGAAAAUCGUAAAAAGCAACAACAUCAACAUCGAAUGGGACCUAUAAGUUUUGCAAGAGUGCAUAAUGAAAUGCGUGAAAUGAAUGAAAACAAAGAAGACCCAUCACAGGUUGAUGUGUUUGUUGCAACUCGAACUGGACAAAAAGGAAAAGAAAUUGAUUCAGGAACACAAGCUGAUAAACUUAAGAGCCACCAAGAAGUUGGAGAUACUCCCGAGAAAGCAUCUCCUGCAGUAUUUGGCAAAGAACAACCAGGAAGAGUUCGAUAUACUAUAAGUUCAAUGAAAACUGAACUUCAUGAGACAAAAGACAGAGUCCAAAGAUUGGAAGAUCUUGUGAAGCUUCUCUUGCAACAGAGUUCUCUUGGUACAAAGAUUGAUGAAGCACUGUCUUUAUUACGAGCCAAGGAAUCAACACAUGAUAUAAAUAAUAAGCAAUGUCCAAAUGGCAACGAUCGUCCUUCCUCAUCAACUCGUGAUCCAAAAUGA